Messenger RNA from Mus musculus (house mouse), 1831 nucleotides. It is a transcript of the gene Irgc, whose product is annotated as immunity related GTPase cinema. Bases 367 to 1758 code for a protein of 463 amino acids. The record is from RefSeq and is marked validated. Gene Ontology annotation, molecular function: GTP binding; GTPase activity. Gene Ontology annotation, cellular component: membrane; lipid droplet; motile cilium. The transcript has 3 exons. NCBI's taxonomy places the organism in Eukaryota, Metazoa, Chordata, Mammalia, Rodentia, Muridae.
ACCUCUCCAGUCUCAGGGGAAGGGAGCUCUGUCCCUUGGGGAACUGGUUCUUGUGUGGCCUCCUGGGCUGUGAGCUGAAGACUUCUAUCACAGCCUUCUACAGCGCUGGCUUUGGCUUCUGGUUCACCAUCACCUGUCACUAAGGCGCUACCAGGAGCCCACUCCUCUGUCACCAGAAGGUGCCUCGUGGGGUUUCAUGAAACCCAGUUCGGCCUCAAAGCUUGCUAUCUAGACAGGGAAGGCCUUGGCCUUUAGUCCUUCUGCUCCAUCUGCUGAGUGUUGGUUCGCUGGCAGUUUACCACCACGCUAGCCACUGAGGAGUCACAUUCUGUGACUGUCCCCCAUCUUCCUGCCCAGCUCUGAACCAUGGCAACUUCCAGGUUGCCCGCCGUGCCUGAGGAGACCACCAUCCUCAUGGCCAAGGAAGAGCUGGAGGCCCUGCGCACUGCUUUUGAGUCUGGCGACAUCCCUCAAGCCGCCUCUCGCCUUCGGGAGCUGCUGGCCAACUCAGAGACCACCCGGCUGGAAGUGGGCGUCACGGGUGAGUCGGGAGCCGGCAAGUCCUCCCUCAUCAAUGCCCUACGCGGCCUGGGGGCCGAGGAUCCUGGCGCAGCUCUCACUGGGGUCGUGGAGACCACCAUGCAGCCUUCGCCCUACCCGCACCCGCAGUUUCCCGACGUGACCCUGUGGGACCUGCCGGGGGCCGGUUCUCCAGGCUGCUCAGCAGACAAGUAUCUGAAGCAGGUGGAUUUCGGCCGCUAUGACUUCUUCUUGCUCGUCUCCCCCCGUCGCUGUGGCGCCGUGGAGUCCCGCCUCGCUUCUGAGAUCCUGCGCCAGGGGAAGAAGUUUUACUUUGUGCGCACCAAGGUGGACGAGGAUCUGGCGGCCACCCGCAGCCAGAGGCCCUCGGGUUUCAGCGAGGCUGCAGUCCUCCAGGAGAUCCGAGAUCACUGCACGGAGCGGCUGCGGGUAGCGGGUGUGAAUGAUCCCCGCAUCUUCCUGGUGUCCAACCUGUCGCCAACCCGCUAUGACUUCCCGAUGCUCGUGACCACCUGGGAGCACGACCUGCCCGCCCACCGUCGCCACGCCGGUCUGCUGUCCCUGCCUGACAUCUCGCUGGAGGCUCUGCAGAAGAAGAAGGACAUGCUACAAGAGCAGGUGCUUAAGACUGCCUUGGUAUCUGGUGUCAUCCAGGCCCUGCCGGUCCCCGGACUGGCAGCCGCCUACGACGACGCCUUGCUUAUCCGCUCACUGCGGGGCUACCACCGCAGCUUCGGCCUAGACGACGACUCGCUGGCCAAGCUGGCCGAGCAGGUGGGCAAACAGGCAGGGGACCUGCGCUCCGUCAUCCGCUCCCCCCUGGCCAACGAGGUCUCACCAGAGACUGUCCUGAGACUCUACUCGCAGUCCUCAGAUGGUGCCAUGCGGGUGGCCCGUGCCUUUGAGAGGGGCAUCCCUGUUUUCGGCACGCUGGUGGCCGGGGGUAUCAGCUUCGGCACGGUCUACACCAUGCUCCAGGGCUGUCUCAAUGAGAUGGCUGAGGACGCCCAACGCGUCCGCAUCAAAGCCCUGGAGGAAGAUGAGCCCCAGGGGGGUGAGGUGAGCUUGGAGGCGGCUGGUGACAAUUUAGUGGAAAAGCGGAGCACUGGGGAAGGAACCAGCGAGGAAGCCCCGCUGUCCACCCGCAGGAAGCUCGGCCUCCUCCUCAAGUAUAUUCUUGACAGCUGGAAGAGGCGCGACUUGUCAGAAGACAAAUAAAACGCAGCCCUGCCCCUCCUCCCCACCUCCGCCUCACCCACCAGCCAAGCCCUUUAAAAAAAAAACCAACAUC